AAGAGGAGGCAACAGGUUAUUUCCCUGACACACACUCUAGCAGGAGAGCACCGAGGAGCCAACAGAAGGACAACCUUAUUUUCCUGGACGGACAGACCGUCAGCUAAUAUCCUGUCUAAUCUAGUGCCGAUGAGAGAAGCAGAUAUAGCUAUCAUGCUUCACUUCUUCUGGUCACGUUUGAGCCUUUUCUUCUUCCUCUCAUUGGUUUGCAAAUGUGCUUCCAAUAAUGACACUCCAGUCGUGACCAGCAGUGGCCCUAUUAAAGGCAAAAUAGUCUUGACUAGAUACGGGUCUGCAACUGCCUAUCUGGGAAUCCCCUAUGCGGAACCUCCAGUGAAGAAACUCCGUUUUCAAAAGCCCGUCCCACGUCAACCAUGGAGUGAAGUCUUGGAGGCCACCAGUUUUGGCAACUCGUGUCCCCAGACUCAUAUUACUGGCUUUCCUGAUAAAGACAUAUGGGUCCCCAACACACCUCUUUCAGAAGACUGUCUCUUUCUUAACAUCUGGGCACCCCACCCUCGACCCUCAAGACCAAUGCCUGUCCUUGUAUGGAUCCAAGGCAUGGGCUUUAUCACAGGCACAGCCUCCCUAGAUAUCUAUAACGGAGCCAUCUUGUCUGCUACAGAGAACGUCAUAGUAGCUUCCAUGAAUUAUCGCUUGGGGGGCCUAGGCUUUUUGUACUUGCCACCCUAUGCCCCGGGAAACAUGGGCUUGUGGGACCAACAUUUGGCCCUAAAUUGGCUGAAGGAGAACAUCGCUCUUUUUGGGGGAGACCCAGCUCAGUUGACUCUGGUUGGACAAAGUGCAGGAGCAGUUUUGGUGGGUUGCCAUCUCCUUUCCCCACUGAGCCAGCCCCUUUUUGCCCGUGCAGUGCUUCAGAGUGGCGUCCCCAAUGCCAUUUGGCCCUGGAAGAGCCCCCAAGAGGCUCACAGAGAUGCAAUAAUGCUCAGCAAACAAGCGGGGUGCGCAAAAGAUAGUGACGGUGCUGUGGUGAGCUGCCUACAGGAGAUAGAAUUUGGACACGAGAACUUUACUCUGCUGACUCUGAUCAACUCAUUGACCACAGAUGGCAAUUUCCUCCCAGGCAACGUCCCAAAUUUGCUGGAUGCUGCAGUUCUUCAGGGAAAGCCAAUUCUUACUGGGGUCACUGAUGAUGAAGGCUCUGCUUUUGUAUUGCUUAUGUAUUCGAACACAAAAACAAAUGGAGGAAUAUUAACAUGGGAACAGCUUCUCCAAGGUGUGACAAUAACUAUGCGAAGAGGGACCAAAAAAGAAGUUGCGCACACCGUCGCCCAGAAAUUCAGUGAAGCUAAUCAUGGGCAAUACCGUUUGGCGUUUUCUCAGUAUAUGCGAGAUUAUUUCAUGGUGUGCCCCUUGGUUGAAUUUGCUGCAAAGAUCAGAAAAGCUAGGAAGUCAGCGUAUGUUUACUCCUUCAGUCACCACCCUUCUGGCUCUGGCUGGCCUGAGUGGGUAGGGACACCCCACGGAGCAGAGAUACCGUAUGUCUUUGGAACCAUGGCGUCAGCAACAAACCAAUCCGUCACAGAGGCUGAGGAAGCAUUGAGCCGUCAGACAAUGAGAUACUGGGCACAGUUUGCCAGAGGCGGGGCUCCAACAGGGACAAAGGCAGAUGAGGUACAAUGGCCACUGUACAAUGCCACAGAGCAGAAUUUCUUUCACAUCAGCACAGGUGCACCCCAACUCAAGCGGCUGUCACCUGCCCCACUCUGCGAUUUCCUGGCUACUCUUCCUGAGAAUGACAUGCAAUCCUAGAAAUCUCCAGAAGACCUGGACUCGUGAAUUGGAAAGUUGAACCAGGAAUAUAGAACAUGACAUGUAAAACCAAGAACAAAAGUUGAAUCAAGAUAUGAGCAUUAUUUAGCUGUUAUGUGGGGAGAACUAUAAUCCUAUGAAGGGGUUGGGAGUAACUGGCUGAGCUUUAGUUCAAUAAAAAUCACUGAGGGAACCAAUUUGUAAUGGUGGCAUGUGUGUUCAGCCUAUGCGAACUCCACUUCUGACUGUCUCUUUAGGUGGUAUAAUAGAAAGGCAAUAGACUAGGUAUAUUUAGCCAUGGGUGCAAGUACAUUCAUCUGAUUUUAGAGCUAUAGUCAUUGGACUUUGGGCAUCUUAAGGAAUAACCCAUAUAUCCUUUCUUUCUUUGUAUGAAGGGAAAUCCUAAUUAAUCAGGGUUCCCAUUUCCUGGAAGGAAACCUGUGCUAUAUAUAGAUAGUCUCUUUAGAAUUAAAAAUGGGAUAUGGUUAGGGAGUGUGAAUACAUCUAUUGUAUGGCUGGGUUGUGCAUUCACAUCUAUUACAAAACUAUUAGAUAAUAGCUCUAAACUGUGGGCCAUUAGUAUGAAUGCCACUGCACCCAUGUUCUACUAGAGGUUAGUUGGGGGAAUCCCAUUAUUCCAUCAUCGCCAUUACAUCUGAAUGCUGCCCAUCAUUAUUACCUUCCUUAUCAUUGCUGUUAUAAUCA
This is a messenger RNA of Pseudonaja textilis, 2478 nucleotides long. Its product is annotated as cholinesterase-like. Gene Ontology annotation, biological process: acetylcholine catabolic process; choline metabolic process. Gene Ontology annotation, cellular component: plasma membrane. Lineage: Eukaryota; Metazoa; Chordata; Lepidosauria; Squamata; Elapidae. Gene Ontology annotation, molecular function: acetylcholinesterase activity. The record is from RefSeq and is a predicted model, not a curated record.